Molecule: messenger RNA, 1649 nt
Organism: Rhodamnia argentea
Lineage: Eukaryota; Viridiplantae; Streptophyta; Magnoliopsida; Myrtales; Myrtaceae
Product: protein JINGUBANG
Exons: 3
Coding region: 23-1441 (472 amino acids)
Molecular function (GO): protein binding
Source: RefSeq, a predicted model, not a curated record
UGUUUCCUCUGUCACCCCUCACAUGCUUUUCUAUUUAAGCGCUACCCUUGACUCCUCCUCUCUCGGCCUCCUCUCAACAAGGACGACGGCCAUGGAGGUCCGGUCAUGGCUCGCCACCUGCUCUUCCUCCUCCUGCACUGCCACUGCUGCCGACGCGACUGUCCCAUUAUAUCGAUCGUCUAACUGCGGCACCAGCCGCUCCUCCGACUCUCCAAGCGGCACCUCCACCUCCUCCUCCUCCUCCUCAAACUCGAGCUCGAGCUCUCGCGAGACGAGCAGCAGCAGCAUCGAAUCCAACCUUUCCCUCCAAACUCUACCGUCUGUCCCUUCCCUCCAAACCCUAACCACCGACUCCCUCCACCUCUCCGUCUCUCACCACGUCCUCUACACUCUCUCUCCUCCCUGCCUCCUCCCCAUCACCUGCCUCGCCCCCCACGGCAAGCUCCUCUACGCCGCCUGCGGCCACGAGAUCCAUGUCUACGACGCCUCCAAUGCCUCCGCCGGCGGCGAGAUCUUCCACAUCGAUGCUUUCAACAUCCGCGCCUCGUCCACGGGCUCCGUCAAGUCCGUCGCCUUCUGCGGUGGCCGGGUGUUCACCGCGCACCAGGACGCAAAGAUCCGCGUCUGGGAAGCGGCGCCAGACGGGCGGCAGCAUGGGCUGGCCGCGACCCUCCCCACCGUAGGCGACCGCCUCCGCCGCUUCAUGCUUCCGAAGAACUACGUCACAGUACGCCGCCACCGGAAGCAGCUCUGGAUCGAACACGCCGACGCUAUCUCCGCCCUCGCGUCAAAUGAUGGCCUUGUCUACUCCGUCUCCUGGGACAAGACCCUCAAGACAUGGCGUGGCGGCAGCGACAGUGGCUCCGAUCUCCGGUGCCUGGAGUCCGUGCGGGCCCACCACGACGCCGUCAACGCUGUGGUGGUGGCCACCGACGGGACGGUCUACACCGGGUCAGCAGACCGGAGGAUCCGGGUCUGGGCGAGGCAGACAGGGGAGAAGCGGCACUCGCUGGUGGCGACGCUGGAGAAGCACAGGUCAGCGGUCAACGCGCUGGCAUUGAGCGGGGACGGGUCGGUGCUGUUCUCCGGGGCGUGCGACCGCUCGAUACUGGUGUGGGAGCGAGAGGACAGCGCCAACCACAUGGUGGUGACGGGAGCUCUGAGAGGGCACGCGAAGGCCAUCCUGUGCCUGAUCAACAUCUCCGAUCUGCUGCUGAGCGGGUCGGCGGACCGGACUGUAAGGAUCUGGCGGCGGGGAGCGGAGGGCAGGUACUGUUGCUUGGCCGUGCUGCAGGGCCACCGGAAGCCCGUGAAGUCGCUGGCCGCCGUUUCUGGAGGAGAUGGCCUCGUAACGGUGUUCAGCGGAAGCCUGGACGGGGAGAUUCAAGUGCGGCGCGUCUUGGUCUCGAGCGUCGACAAGGGCCGGUUCGGAUCGUGCUGAAAUUGGAAUUCGUGAGGCCAAAUAAAAAAGCGAAUAAAUUUACUAGGAUGAAAAACAACUGAGAAAUUAUAGUAUAAGUUAUUUUUUAGGCUCUUUUGUGGCACCAUCUUGUGAAUAUCUUGUUUUAUUUUUUUCUAUUUGAAGAAUUUGAUAUGUACCACACGGAGUUUGUACUCUAUCAAAUUCAUGAUUAUAUCCAAUGAAAUAG